AUGGUAGGCACGCAAAACGCAAGUCAGGUGGCAAGCGGGCCAAGUGCUCAACACCUGCCAUCCAGACCGCCUCAGGAUGAGCUCGAACUACCGAUACCUCCUACAAAUUUAAUGUUUGCUUUGCGAAAUGGGAGACCGAGAGGCACUACACUCAAAGAAUCGGCAUGUGCCCAGCGCUACGUUCGACGUGGAGAUGCGUUUGACGCGACCACUGCAGUCAUAGGAACGGGUGGGUGAGUGCCAAUUAUCACAGUCGAAUAGCUGCGGCCGAUCGCAGCGAUGACUUACACGCCCGGUUUGGUGCGCUUCUCAGCUUUGGGACUGCUUAUCGAUACGAGGUGAGUACUGCGGCCAGAGACUCGAGAUCGUCUGCAGAAUGUAACGCUAAUGCUGUGACGCCCUUGCUCAGCGGGUUCCCGAGCCCGAGCAGAGCGCUUGGACAGCCUCCCCAGACUCGAGCUUCUCUGCGCUGAGCGCGUUUGGCGCCUCGUCGAGCCACACGACCAACACGUCCUUCUCAUCUCCGGGACCCAGCCCAAAGAAAGCAGCCGUGGCGCCCUCAGUCGCGUCAUCACCACACCGUGACAGCAUCCCGAUGGAGCGCGAACACGUCGAAGCACUUGAUCAGCAAGAAUGUGAGCAAUUCGACAAACAAAUGCGUAAGAAAUUGAGCCACAGACACCUGGCCCAAACCAGCGUGCCCCAACAACAGCUCGCGGCGCAUACGUCAGGCGUCACUUCUGAGAGCAAUGCAAAUUCCCCAGCAAUUAUGCCGGACAGCCCGCAGCAAUUGUCGCCCAACAAACCACCUGCCGUGAUUGUCGUCAAAGUCUGUCGGACGCCGACCACAGGCAGCUUCGAUGAGCUGCCGCGAUGUGGAGUUCCGCGCGCCGAAGUCAAAAGAGCCGAAGCUCUUCUUAACGCACAGCGCAACGGCGAGCUUACACCCGAUCUCUCGAAGAUAAUGCACACUCGCAUCGUGCGGGGCGAGCUUUUGCUCCUCAAAUUUCUUCAAGGAGCUGCGACGGCCGAAGGUUUCAGUCAUCGCCGCACUCACACGGUCAGACUGAUCGCAGACAUGUCCAUGCAUACCGCAUGUUCGGCAGUGACUGCCCUGGAUCCGCUCAGCGCUCAAGCCAGCACUGCUGCCACGUACGAGCGCGUCGAGGGUGGCCCGCCCUUGCCUCGUCUGUUGGUUUUUGAACGACUCGUCGACCUAGACGCCCAUCUCACUCCUCGCGGAUGGGUCAAAUCGCGUACACCAUGGACAGUUGCGCAAGUGGAAGCAGCCGCGCGCGACGUCGCGAGAGGUCUUCGCUUCCUCCACUCUCACUGUGUGGCACAUGGCGACCUCAAACCGUCCAAUCUGAUGCGAUGCGCAAAGACGGGUGUGGUCAAGCUCAUCGAUCUCGGCGCCUCGAGACGAUGGGUGCGCCUUCCUGUGGACAAAAUGAGCAGCACCAGCGUGGUCGAGGGAUUGGACGAGGCCAUCAUCAACGGCCAAUUGAGCAGAGAUGACUAUACUCGCGAUGUCGUCUGUGAAGGACUUGGGUCAUUUACAGGCUCGCCGCACUUCAUGGCCCCGGAAAUUUUGCUGCAAGCGAGUCGGUAUCUCAGCACGGACGGAUACGCAAGGUCGGUGCUCGACGACCAUGUCAGAAAUCCAGCCGCUCUUCCUGCUCAUAUCCCGCUCGAAUUGCUCGAGCUGUGCUAUGACGACUUCAAACGCGGAUGGGGAGUGGCAGCUGAUAUCUGGAGUUGGGGCUGCACGGUCCAGCUCUUGAUGAUGCGCACACAACACUCGCUAGAGAGACCCAGAUCUUCAGCGGUCUGUCCGUUCUCAUUCUCCUUCGAGCAUCAUCUCGAGGACGCCAUCGCACCGCUGUACCCUCAAGACGAGUCGGAGAAUGAUUUGCCGCGAUUCCGACUUUGGGCGCGCUGCUUCUCUCUUCAAAUCACGCAGACAUUGAUCUCUGGGGUAGAGCUCAUCGACUGCUGUACCUAUCUGUCGCCACAGGUGCUGCACGGCCUGAAGCAAGCGAUGCAGGGCAGAGAUGCUCGCCCAAAUGCGACACAGCUCUGUGAAAUCCUCAGGCAGCCGGUGCAGGGCCUGGGACUCGAUCUAUCCGGCCUGACAGAGCCGGACCAUGAGGACAACAUUGUACUGCAACCGUCGCUGCCCGCGACCCCGCAGACACAUUGUAGCAAUCUUUCUCGUGCUGACUCCAUCCACAAUCUGGACGGUACCUCGAGCACAGGGAUGAGCUUGCCUUCCCACAUGCAUCGAAGCAUGAGCAGCGCGAUGCAAGCUCGAGAAAUGGUCCAUUUCAGUGGUGCGCAAGACGAUUACGAAGCUGACCGCGGUGGGCUUGCUGUGCGAUUGGAGAAGCUGUCACAGCGCCAGAUUGACGCGCCAUCUUUGCCCGGACAAUCUCAGCUGGCAACAAGAAGUCUGCGGCAACCACUUACUCUAUCCACGGCGCCGACUCCUACAGACAGCACGAACCUGUCGCCAUCGGAUGCGGAAUCCCCAAUGUUUCCAGACGUGGACAUGGAUGCAGACCUGCUGGGUCUCCAUCUCAUGGCUGCGGAGGCGAUGGACAUUGAUGUCGACGACGUGGGCGGUGUGCCAGAGCAGCGUCUGCUUUCAGCUCCAUCUUUUACCAGACACGCCGAACCUCAAAGCAAGAGCAACGCUACGUCGAUUGAAAAUGACGCUGCAAGUGCACCCUCUCUGCUCAACUUCGAGGAGCGAGGCAACGGCGAACACCGGGGCACAACGCCCACACCGACGCCUGCGCCGUCAGAGUCUCAGAAUCAGCAGCUGAAUCAGAAGCGCUCUCUUGGUACCCUCCUACGCCGAGGGAGCAGCCUGCACAAGGUUCGGUCUUCCUUCGGCGGCUUGCGAACGGGCUCCCGCGCGCUUGAGCGGCCCAAGGAAGGAGCGGAGUCUCGCUCAGACAUACACUGGCGUUUCAUGCUCGACGAUGCGGAUGCUGCUCCAGUUGACGAAGAACAAGAAGCUCCCAAGGCUCAGCAUCCCAGCACUACAGGGCCCGUUUUCGAAACCAAAUUGCCGUCUGCGCAUUCUAGAGGUCGUUCUGGCACUCUGCUCGCGCGUCGGUUGAGCAUUGCCAAGUCUCUCAUUCAAGGCAAUUCCCCAAGCGACACCGCCGGUGCUCACGCAAAAGAACAGGCGAUACCUGAAUUCGAGGGCGAACAUGAGACUGGCGCGUCGACGAGUCCCAGCAGGCAAGCUACACCUGCCUGGCGUCGCCGGUUGACCAUCAGCAGCAAGUCCGCGCGAGCGUGA
Molecule: messenger RNA, 3313 nt
Organism: Ceraceosorus bombacis
Lineage: Eukaryota; Fungi; Basidiomycota; Exobasidiomycetes; Ceraceosorales; Ceraceosoraceae
Source: the annotation of a GenBank genome assembly